Messenger RNA from Chara braunii, 2166 nucleotides. NCBI's taxonomy places the organism in Eukaryota, Viridiplantae, Streptophyta, Charophyceae, Charales, Characeae. The record is from the annotation of a GenBank genome assembly.
UUGCGAGUGACUGUUGGGAGUAAGAAUGAGUCGGGAGAGUACCGAGAGUGGUCCUAUCUCCUACAGAUCCGAUGGAUCGACCGGAAGCGGUGGAGGGAGACUCCCACCUCGGAGCAACGAGAAUAGGAUGGCGGGUCGUACCUGUUUUCGGUGUGGGAAGCCUGACCAUUUCGCGAAUGUCUGUGAAGAGUACUGGGACGCCCGAGACAAGGGGAUCCCGUUUGUUCCUCCACCACCACCUUACGCACGUAGUGGCCGCACCAUGGCAACCGACACGGAGAGAAGAAGUCACUCGGCGGACAACUAUGGACCCAGACGUGAAACGGACGAGAUGAACAGCAUGAUGAGAACGUACUUUUUCGAGAUGGCGAAAGAGCGAGAAGAGGCCAAGCAGAGGGCCACGAGCGAAGAAGCGCAACGGAAAGAAGAGGCGGCGAAGAAGGAACUAGAGAAGAAGAGACUACAAGAGCUGGAAGAAAAGAAUCGCGCUGAAGAUGAACGGGAUGCGCGCCUACUCAGAUUGAUCCGAGAGGAGAUCCGCCAUGACAGCGAGAAUGAGAACGAUCAUGCAUUCCGAGCAAGAAGGAAAGUAAUCAAGCGGAACGAGGGAGGCGAGACUGUCGAGGAGGAGAAAGAGCGCUUGAGGCGCGCGAUAGCGUUGCAAGAGGAGGAUGAGGAGGAUGCGGAGCUGAUUUUGCUGCGACGACGGGCCGCUGGAUUAGAGAUCAACGAGAAGCGGAAGAGGGGUAAAGAAGUGGCGGUAGGCGACAGCCCGCCAAUGAUUACUCCUACGAAAGGACAACGGACUGUUUUGGGUACGACUUCCAAGUUGAGGAUCGAAGAGCUGCGGGAGGCGGGCCAUAUGGCGAGCACGUCUUCACCAAUUGCCGAACCAGUCGGGAAAAUUGGGGUGUCAAUUAGACAUGUGACUGCAGGAACAGUUCCCGGUGCGCGUGCAAAGUAUGAAGAAGAGAUCCGGGUUGUGUACGAAGCAUUGACAAUCGAGGAGCUGAAGGAGGCCUGUAAAAACGAGCGGAUCUCGAGGGAACUAGAGGCCGUCGAGCGGACAUUGAUCAGGGUAUGGUCACCUUCCCUUAACUCGAAGGGAGUGAAGCGGCGGCCGAGAAAACAGAGAAGACGCGGGAAGAAAGAACGGAGGAGGGAUGCCGAGAAGGUGGCGACCGAGAAUGGGAGGAAGAGAAUCGAGGGAGGAACAUGCGAGAGUGCGAAGGAAGGAUUGUCAGAGAGACUGUCCAAGGGAAUGGCGGAUGGAUUCUCGGACCUGAGUUGGUUAGGCAAGAAUAUGGGGAAGGUAGAUUUCACAAGAGAGGAGAUCGAUGUGUGUAUGAGGAAGGAUGUGAUUGGGGAUAGUGGCGAUGCAGACGUGAUACGCCGGCUGCAUGACGACUUGAGAGGGCUUGUGUGUUGUCCCUUGGAUCGGAAUCCUGGUGACACACUGGUCAUGUGUCCAGCAGUGUAUGCAGAAGGAAUGAAGACGACGUUUACAGGCAACGAGGGGUAUGUAACUCGGAAGGAAUUUGAGGAGGACAUCAUCGAAUUGACGCAUGAUGCUUACAAAGGCGGGAACUUCGAACAGAUUGCGCAAUGGAAGAAAGAUGGGAAGCUGGGUAGAGCGUACACCCUGCCAAAACACAAGGACACGGCAAAAUACAGGCCGAUUUGUCCAACUUUCAGGGAACCGAGUAAUGCAGCAUGUAAAAAGAUAGCACGUGUACUGAAUGGAAUGUUGUUUUCAAUUCCAAAAAGUAAACAUUUCAAUUUGAAGUUUGUCUCUGAGUUGCGUGACAGAUUGAUCGGGAUAAACCGGAGUAUGCGUCGUGUCUGUAGGAAUGCACAGAUCUUGAGCAGCUCGUACGAUAUCAAAGAUAUGUUUAGCAGACUUCCGCAUGCGGCAAUCGUACGAGCUGUCAACUGGUGUAUCUGGUGGUUUGAGUCGAAAGGUUUUCUUGGUGUGUUUGUUAGACACAGAGGAAAAGGCACGCCGUUCAGCAGACAGGAAAGCGUGGAUGGAUUUCAGUUUGUGAGUUUUGGAAUAUCCGAAAUUUUGUAAACUUCGAGCUAGAGGGUUGUUUCACGAUGGCAGGUAAGGUAGUCCUGCAGCAAGUCAUAGGAGUUCCGAUGGGAAAAUCAACCAGCCCACCGCUG